Schistosoma margrebowiei is the source of this 7183-nucleotide messenger RNA. Lineage: Eukaryota; Metazoa; Platyhelminthes; Trematoda; Strigeidida; Schistosomatidae. The record is from the annotation of a GenBank genome assembly.
GGCAAUAUAUGUGGAAAUUCAAUUACGUUGCUAAUGUAAAUUGUUGAGAAUCAUGUUGGAAUUCUCGUGGGAUAAAAUCGCGAAGUUAAAUGAAGCUGACAUAGAUAUAGACAAUGCAAACUAUUACUGUCAAUUAUUUUUAGAUGCUAAUGUUGAGGACUGGGAUGAUAAUGAUCGACUUAAGCAUGUUUUUCAAAUUACUCAGACGUUGCUUAACCUGAAAUGGGAACAAUGGAAGUUAUUAGAGACAAGCCUGUUAGAUAAAACCUCAGAAAUAAAUAAUCUGAAAGAUCAAAUAAGGGAACUAGAACAAGAGAACAAAGAUUUGCAAAAAGCAAUUUCUGCUUCUGGUCUUGAUAGAGGAAGCAUCGGUGAGACGAGGAGACUUGAGUUUAAAGUCGUCAAACUGCAAUCUGAACUAGAAUCUUUAAGGAUAGCCAAAGAUGCUUCUUUUAAGGAAAAAGAAGAACUUUUGAAUGAAAAGGGUGAUCUGGAAAGAAAAGUGGAACUGGUUUCAAAAGAAAAUAAGGAACUUCAAGAGCGUUGUGAUUACUUACACCUGCAACUCCAAGAUCGACCCAGCUUUUUUGGCAAAAGUAAUGAAGAGGCUAAUUACAGAAAAGAAAUUUCCUCCUUACGUGCAAAAAUAAGGGUACAGAAAGCUGAAAUAGAUGGAUUAGAAGAUGAAAAACAGAAUUUAUGGAGUGAUGUCAAUCGUUUGGAGAGCAACCUCCGGCAAGCCAGCAUGGAAAUCGAUCGUGCCACCGAUGACUAUGUGAAAAUGAAAGAAGCCUUAUCAGAAGCAGAUAAAAGUCACGCAGAAAAGUCAGCUGAAUGUAGUAUGUUGCGCGCUCAGUUGGCCAAUCUUUCCGAAAAGAUUGGUCAUCCUGAGGAAACAAAUAACCUUAUCAUGAGUGUUGUUGAACAGAAGAUUGAGGAAUGGAAAGAGAUACUGGCAGACAAAGACAUGGAAAUAGUUAGGCUUAAUGAACGAAUAAUAGAGUUUUCUCAGGAAUUGCGAGAUCUUAAAGCUGACUCCGAUAAAACCAGCGUACAAGCCCUAAUGAAGUCCAUAAAAGAUCGUGAUGUUCAGAUACACUCCCUAAAAAAACAGCUCACGGAUGCUACAAAUGAAGUUGAGAAAAGCACAACUCUUUUAAACGAACUCGCAAAGCAAUCAAAUGAGAAUGAAUUUGACCCCAGCAGUCGCAAAGCUGAACGUAUUGUUGUCCUUAGAAAACAACUUCAAGAAAAAGAAAACCUUAACAUUGAACUGGAGAAAAGGUUGGAGCUUGCUGAAGAAGCUGCUCAGUCUCAAGCCAACGAGGUAAAUAUUUUAGAAAAGCAACUAAAACGUUAUGAAGAAGGAGAGUACGGUUUAUCAGAAGCUAUUGCUGAAUUAAAAGCUACUAGAUUACAAUUAAACUCAAAAGAAAGACAAUUGGAAGAGGUUUGUCGUCUAGCAAGUCAAGCUGAAUCAUCUCUUAAUGAAAUAAAUUUAGAAAAUGAACAUUUAAGAAGUAAGCUGGGAAUACCAUUGAUUGAAAAAAUUGAUCUGAAUGGCUACCGUCGUCAAAAACGAGCAGAAGUUGAAGAAGAUCGUGCCGUAAAUAUAAUACUACAAAAAGAAAUCGAAAAAUUAGAAGACGAAAGGUUGGAGCUGAAACGUAAACUACGUACACUUGCACGUCAGUUAGGCCAACAAUAUGGUUCAUCAGAUUUGCACGUGGAUGGAGUACUCUUAGGUAAUUUGAACCAAGUUAGUGAGGAAGUUGUGUCAACUCAGUCAGCUCGAGUGGUUUCUGCCUCUCGAUCUAGUCAGAAAAACAAAAGUUCCCCAACACAAGACAAACUAACUGACCUUCCAGAAGUAUGGAAAGCAAGGUUCAAAGUACUUGAUGAGGAAUUAGUUCAAGCAGUGAAGCAAAUAGAAGAAGAACAUAAAAAGCAUGAUAAACUAGAAACACGCUUGAAGCAAAUUACUGAAGCAAAUGUUCUGCUAGAAAGUGGUCUGAAGGAAGUUCAAAACCAGAUACACUCUUUCCAUAUUGAGUCAAAGAAUCAACUUGAUCUAAGUGAAGAAAAGAAACAAUCUAAAUCUAACAAUAUAACCAAAACAGAAAGAAGAGAAGUGGCCAAUAACAAGUUAAAAAUAAAGAAUGAAAUCAUUCAACUAGACUGUCCAUCUUUAGACAAAUUACUAGCUGCAUUAGACGCAAGAAACAUGGUUGAAGAUAUUGACUCUGGACAAUUUCUAAAGUCCAGAGUAGAUCAACUUGAAGGAGCAAAUCAGGAGCUCCGAUCAAAUCUUCGUGAUAUACGCAUGAGUAGUGCUUUAUAUGAGGUAAAACUGAACGAGGCACAUAAUCGAAUUAAACAGUUGGAGUCGCAGCUUGAAUCAGUUAAUCUCUUAGAUAAUAAUAUACCAAGCCAAGCAUUUCUUGAGGGUCAGUCACCUCUUCCAAAAGAUAUUAACCCUGAUACAGCUAAAGUUAUUUUAUCACUAGAAGAACACUUACUGACAAUGAUGAAAGAUAUUAGUGAUAAAAAUACACAACUUGCCUAUAUUGACAAUCAAAUGGAAGCUGCAAGGAGAAAAUAUGCUGUUUGUAAACACCAUCAAGGUUUAUUGUAUCGGGACUUUUAUAAUGAACGCCAAACUUGGAAAAAAGAGAAAGAAAAACUUGAACAACGUUUGGAAUGUUCAGAAAUGAGAGUUAACGAACUGGCAGUCCAUAAAAGUGAACUACAUCAUUUGCAAGAUAUUUUAUCGAGUUUAUGUGAUUCAUCAGGUGAUAAAGAACAGAGUGAAAGUUCUCCCAUAAAGCAAAAGAUUGCUGACCAGUCACGACAGAUAUUAUUACUCCGUGUGAAUGAAGUUGGCUUACGGCGGCGAUAUUUGGCAACACGAGAACGUGAAGUUGCUUUAUCGAAGGAGAAUACUAAUUUAAAAAGUGAUAUAUUCCAACUGGAGUCAGCUGUGAGUGCUCGUUUAAAUUAUUAUGCGAGAUGUAAAGAAACUGCAGCAUUCCAAAUACAAAAAUUACAAAAAACAUUAGAUCGAUGUGUUCCAGAAGAUGAACUGAAUAAUUUAAGAAAUGAAUAUGAAACAUUAGCUAUCAAAUAUAAAGAACUAUUAGAAAGUGGUUCCAAUAGUGUGAAUUAUCAAUUAGCCUUAAAAUCUACUCAAACAAAUUUGGAUACCUUGAAAAAACAACAUGAUGAAUUAAAGGAACAACUGACAAUAGAAAAAGAAAGGAGAUAUUUGCUGGAAAAUUCCAUUAAUCAGUUGCAGUCAAAUGUGACAGUGAAAUCUGAUCAAGUUGAGAAUAAUGUAACCGAUACAAAUAUUGCUAAACGUUUAGCUUUAAUAGAAAUGAAGGAGCUAAAUGAACGUGAACGUGCAAAUCAUAUACAAAUUAUUUUAAAUACAGUACAAGAUGCUAAUCAUCAAUUAGAGUUAAGAAAUAGAGAACUUGAAAACAAAUUUACCGAAAUUACUAAGUCAUUAAUUGAAUUGCAACAAACUGAAAAAAAAUUACGACAAGAACUUACAAAAGCGGUUCCAAUGUCAGAGCAUCAAGAAAUUGAAACAAAAAACACAGAAUUAGAACAGACUAAUUUGAAACUUCGUCAUGAAGUUGAACAACUUAAGGAAGUAGCUUUAAUUUCAAUGAAUCAGCAUCAAAAUUUGGAAGAUCAACUAAACAGUCAGUCGACUGAAAUACAAAAUUUACGUGAACAAAUGACUGAACUGGAAUCUAAAGAUGAUUCAAAAGCUAAUCUGGCUCAACUCCAUCGUCUUGUGACACGUAUCCAGAUCUCUGAGUCGACUGCCCUACGUCGUUUAGCAUCAACUCAAGUGAAAGUAAAUCGUUUGGAAAAUGAUUUGCUCAAAGCUGAGAAAAGACUAAUUCAAAAAGAAAAGGAAUUGACAAACGUGUACGACAAAUCACAUCAACGUGAAAAACGAUUACGUGAAACGAUUACGUCACUUCGUCAAAGAUAUGCAGGUUCCAUUCCACUCAUCCAGCAAGAAAGAUUAACCCUUCGUUUAACCGAAACACUUCGUAAAUGUAUAUCUGUCCAGUUGGCUCUUGAUGAAGCUUUGAAUGAUAAAAUCAAAACAGAAUCUAUCAUUGAAGGUUACGAAGAAAGAAAAAUGUUGACAUCUGAUAUUCAGGACGUCUUAAAACAGUAUAAUGAAGAACAUAAAAAUCAUGACAUUAAUAAAAAUUUGGAAAAAAAAUUAGUAGACUGGCAAGAACGAUUAAGUGAAUUACGAGUCUCAGAAUCAACACAACGUCGUCAGGUUGGACAGUUAAAGGAAAAAGUACGUCAUUUAGAAUCAAUUGUACAAAAUCAAGAAAAACAGCUAAAUGAACUAGAAUUAGAAAAUUCACGUUUAGUUAAAGAAUUAGAUCAACGUGAAAUCCAGUGGGAACAACGUGAAGCUGAAUUAGAAUGUGCCAUAGAAAAAAACACUAUAUCUAAUUAUAUUGACACAGAAAAUAUGAAUGAACUUAAAUCCAUACCUAAUUUACUUGCAGAUGAAGAUAUUGAGACCGUUUGUAACCAAGUCGAUCACAAAGAUAACUUCAAUGAAAUUUCCAAAUCUAUACCACUAAAUAGUGAACAACCAUCGUCUAAGUGUGUGGAAGAAUCAGUUCAAAACUAUAAUCAUCAAACAAUGAAUAAACUGAAAAAUGAAAAUACCGCACUUAGAAAACGGCUCACUCAACUGUUACAACUUUUGCAUCUGCAAGAUAUCAAAUUACAAAAUGCUAUCAAUCAUUGUUCUACUACACAAAAUCCAGAUAUUCAAUCUACAUUAGCUGGUUUACGAGCUAAUAUGGAAUUGUUGCAACGUAGAUUAAAUGGAAAGGAUGAAAGUAUUGCAAGAGUUAAUGAGCUACUUAAACAAGCGUAUGAAGCUAACGAAAAAUCGAAUGAUAGACAUAAUCAAGAAAUUGCUAUUUUACAAAAUAAACUACAAAACAAAAUGGAGGAACGGUUAUUACAAUUAGCUCAAAAUGUUGAGUCUGUUGGCAUGACUGAAAUAUCGAAUGUACACUUAGUGGAAUUAAAGAAACGUUUAUAUGAAUUAGAAGAAUCGUUAAAUGAACAAAAUCAAGCUGUGUUUCGUCAGGCUGAACAAACAAAAGUCAUACGACAAGAAUGUGAUUUAUGGCAAUUGAAAUAUAAUCAACUUCAAACAAAAACUGAAACUAUGAAGGCGAAUAUGGAGAAUUUGCAUAGAGAAGAAACAAUGAAACUAACAUCACAAAUCGAACAGUUACAAAAAGAACUAGAUAAAAGUAAUGUAAAAUUAAAUGAAUACAAUAAUGAAGUUAAACGCUGGAAAGCUGAAGCAAAUAAAUCACCAUCAGUGAUGCAACGCCAACUAGCUGAACGUUUACGUACAGAUCUACUAGAAAAAGAUAAACAAAUCCGAGCUUUGUCCAAGGCACUAGGAGAACUACGUCAUGAUCUUGUGACACAAGCGGAGCAAGCUGUUCUAGCUACCAAUUCAAUGCAGCCCAUUCAAUGUGCACCACCAUUCCAGGAAGUGAAUGAAAGCAAAACUAUUAAUGAAACUGUCGUUUCACCAGUUCGCGCAAAUCCUAUAGAGUCUGCCAUCCUGCCUCAAUCUACGAAAACGAAUCAUGAAAUGGAAAUCUCAAAAGACAAGGAGAUAAUCCUUAAACUCAAAGACUUGAACAAAACAUUGGAAUUAGAGUGCAAAGAUCUGAAAAAUCAGUUGGAAAGUAUCAAGUGUACUAGAACGUUGAACACGCCACCAAAAGUUGAUGAACUUAUAAGAAAAAAUCGAAUGCUUGAAGAAGAAAACAACAGGCUUCGAAUGAUACCUGAAAAACCAUAUCAAGAUAACAGGGACAUAAAAAGCUUAACAAAUGAAUGGGAAGCACGUAAACGUUUGGAAGCUGAGAUAAAUAAAUUAAAAGAACAACUAAGUAAAAAAAGUUCAGAAUUCACUUCUAUUCAAAAACAAUUGGAUCUAACAAGGAAUGCCCUUGAACGAACGAACAGACAAAAUAAAUAUUUAAGAGAGAAAGUCAAUGAAGUAUGGGGUCCAGGUGCCAUACCUGAUGAGUCAAAUGAUCUAACAAUGGAGCAAAAUAAAAACGAAAUUCUUAAUCGGUCGUCGAUUUCUGAACGUGUUGACCUACAUCAACAAGUAGAGGAAUUACAAUCUGAAGUUGAAAGACUUCGAAGAGCCCAAAGAAUGUCAGCAGGUUUGCCACCUGGGACAAAGUCACUGAAUACAGAUACCAUGUUGAUAAAAAGUGCAGAUAUGCGUAACAAAAUUUUAAUUGAACGUAUAGCCGAUCUGGAGAAACAGUUAUUAGACAAAGGUUUUGUUAGCCCAACGAAACUUCAGUUAGAACAAGCAAUUCAGCGUGAUCUAUUGCGACUUAAUAAUGAAAAUAUCGAACUAAAAUUUGAAUUAGAAACAUUAAGAUCAGAUACAACACGUUAUAAAACUCGAAUUCAUGAUUUACAACUUUAUGUUGAUUUGUUAAAACAAGAAAAAGAAGCAUUGCGUUCCGGACAAAAUUUGGAUAAGUCAUUUGAUUCCGAUAGUAGUACAAUGAAUUCUAUAAAAAGGAUUGGUGAAAGCGGAAGAUCCCCAAAGGAAUUAGAAAAAAUCAUAGUUUGUUUAAAAAAGGUAUUAAAGCGUUGUCAAGCUGAAAAUGAACGUUUGAAGUGUGCACCUGGACCAGUAUCACAUAAUGAAUUGAAACAAUAUAAAACAGAGAUAAAACGCUUAAAAAAUGAACUUGAAACAGCACAAUUAACCGUAGGAUCAAAAUUAUUCAAUCGUCGAUUAGCGAAUGAACAAGGAACAGCUAAAUUAAUGCAUCAAUAUGACAGUUUAAAAAAAGAUUAUGAAGAAGUUUUAUCGAAAAAUCAAGCAAUGACAAGUCAAAUAGAAUAUUUACGUCGAGAAGUGGACAAAUUACAGAAACCACCUGAACAAUCAAACAAUAAUAAACAACCCAGUUAAACUAAAUCAUGGCGAUUACUUGAAACAUCAUAAAGAACUUGCAAUGAAUCAUUGUUGUUUGUUUACACAAAGUAUUAUUGUUAUGAGGUCUUACGCUAAAUAAGACAAAUUCUUUUGUUCUCGUUAAAAUUUUUUUGAAAAAAUUAGUUUCCG